CGGGGCUGGGGGGAGCCUGUUCCCAGGUCUGGCAGAUGUGUCCAUAUCCCAGGAUAUUCCAGUGGAAGGGGAGAUCACUGUCCCUGUGGGAUCUCACUCUCCUGAUGAGGAUUACUCCACGCUGGAUGAGCCAGUCAAGGACACAAUUAUGAGGGACCUGAAGGCCGUUGGGAAGAAGUUUGUCCAUGUCAUGUAUCCCAGGAAGAGCAGUGCCCUCCUCAGGGACUGGGAUCUGUGGGGCCCAUUGGUGCUGUGUGUCUCCCUUGCUCUGAUGCUGCAGGGUGGCUCUGCAGACAGCAAGGAUGACGGGGGGCCCCAGUUUGCCGAGGUGUUUGUCAUCAUCUGGUUUGGGGCCGUUGUCAUCACGCUCAACUCGAAGCUUCUGGGAGGCACCAUCUCCUUCUUCCAGAGCCUGUGUGUGCUGGGGUACUGCGUGAUGCCGCUGACCGUGGCCAUGCUGGUGUGCAGGCUGGUGCUGCUGGCGGGCGCGGGCACCGUCAGCUUCAUUAUCCGCCUCAUCGUGGUGGGGGCCAUGUUCGCCUGGUCCACCUUGGCAUCCACGGCGUUCCUGGCAGACAGCCAGCCCCCCAACCGCAAGGCCCUCGUCGUGUACCCCAUCUUCCUCUUCUACUUCGUCAUCAGCUGGAUGAUCCUGACCUUCACCCCCCAGUGAGCACCAUCCUGAGGGACUGCUACACUGACUGGACUUUCUCAUGGACGCUGCAGUGAAUCCUUGGCUUUAUCUCUUUCUAAUUUAUAUAUAGGGAUACUGUAAAAAGGCAGGUUGUGGGAUAAAGCCAGAGAGCUGCAAAAAGUGCUCAUUUGUGUGUCCCUCUUUGUGAAAGAUACUGAAGUCCAGCUGCUGAGGGGUUUAUUUAGCCCUGUUCUGUACUGGUGUUAAAUAAACAAUGCCCACGGGGACAGGGAUUGUUCCAGCUGAGGAGAGAGUGGGAAAUCCUGGAAUUUCAAGCUGCUGGGAGAUGAAGUUUUUUGCACGACUUGGCAGAUUUCCUGCCUGUGCUUGGAUUCUCACUGAAGAUAAAAAUGCCUUAUCAAACCAUAGAACUUCACUGCAAUGAUGUGUGGAGAGGAAAGAGACAUGUCUGACUCCUUUUCAUUCCCUUGUAGAGUGGUGGGAUGUGCUCCCCGGGCAUUGUGGGACUGGGGCUUUCCCAGGAAAGGAGAGUUCAGUCAAAACUCAGUCGGGUCUCUUUGCAGGGAAUUGGAGCUGGUGGCAGGGAGUGCUUGUGCUCUGUGUCCAUCCCUUCAUGUGGCAGCAAAGAAGGUUCCAGCUUGGUGCCUUCAGCACUGCCUCUGAGGGGACUGUGGGCUCUCUGCAAGUUGCAGACCUGUGACCAGAGGGAACAAAGUUCAGAGUCCUGCAGAAAUGCUGAGACUGCUUAGUAGCAAAGACUGGGCUCUCACCCUGCAUUUGGGAAGUGAAAAUUCCUUGGAAAGUACCAAGAAUGUGUAUGUAUGAUAAAAACAAGGGGUUCUGUGCAGAAAGUUGAGGUUUUGCUGCACAGACUGUUUGGGUCUGAAAAACCAUACCAGGGCUUGGGCCCCAAAGUGUUAAAAUAGCUUGAAAGAAGGGAAGCAAAUGGUACUAGAGGUGUUGGUCGCUCUAAAGCAGGAUGUGAGUUCUGCUCUCACCUGCCUCUGUGUGACUGUUCCUUUGGUUGUUCAUGGGAGCAGCAAAGAAUGGUGUGCAAAUGUGCAUUUUGUUCCCUUGUACUUCCCGUGAGAUGUCAGACACUGUUCUGUGGGUUGUUUUGUGGGGUUUUAAUUUUGCUUAAUACUUUAAUAAAAGGGAGGGGCUCUACCAAUCACUGCAGAUUCAUUGUACACAUCUCUUGGGUACAGAUGUGCAAGAGCCAGGUGUAUUUUGUCACAGACAUUGGGAGCUGGGACUUGCUUUUGGAAACUACAGAAAUGAUUCCUGUUGUUUGUUCUCAUUCAGCAAUCCAUGAAAUAUCUGGGGUGAAAAUGCUGCUGUAAAAUGACAUUUAUGCAGACAGACUGAAACUGAGGUCUGUGGGUUCUGCUGAGGUGUGAAUGUGCCUAAUUUCUAGUUACAUGUGCAAGAGCAGUCUAUGCUGUAAACACGGGCAGUGGGUGGGAGUUGGGAUGGAAAUUGCUGAAUUUCAGAUUAAAAGUGCAUUUUUGCAUUUGUGGAUAACAAGCUGCUGUGUGUGGCAGGGCCUGGCUGUGGCACCAGGGGGCUGGAGGGGAGCUGUGGUGGUUGGCAGACAUGGGAACCAUGGAAAGGAGAAUUUUUAAGCUUCCAUUAAAUUAUUGCUGGUAUGGAGUGUG
Messenger RNA from Passer montanus (Eurasian tree sparrow), 2313 nucleotides. RefSeq names its product Yip1 domain family member 6 (gene YIPF6). The record is from RefSeq and is a predicted model, not a curated record. The transcript has 8 exons. Gene Ontology annotation, biological process: endoplasmic reticulum to Golgi vesicle-mediated transport. Gene Ontology annotation, cellular component: membrane; trans-Golgi network. The coding region runs from base 149 to 673 and encodes 174 amino acids. Lineage: Eukaryota; Metazoa; Chordata; Aves; Passeriformes; Passeridae.